GCAUUUUUAUCAUUUAUAUAAGAAAUUAUGAAGGAUUUACGUUUAUAUAUAUCUAAAGUCAGAUGGAUUAAUGAAAUAAUGUGCACAUAUACCGCCAGUGAAUCAAUGAUUUCGGAAACAGCGAUAUCAGCCAAUCACAAGCCAUCCUGGGGGAGCCACAGCCCGUCCAUCCAAUUCCAUGUGUUUUGCCCGCUAAUGCUGCUCCCCAUUAGACUCAAAACAAACCUCUUCCACCGUAGACUUCUUCCUUUAGUAUGUACUGAAUCCAGCCGAGUAUCUAUUUGUCUGGAUCUCCUUUAUGUAAACAUGACAUUUGACAGAUGCAGAAACUUGAUGGUUCUUUUAUAUGUACAUACACUUGAUGAAUGUGCUUCCACAGUUUCCAGGCACCAGCACCUACAUAGCCAUAUGCUGACGUCUUUCACUACUGGUCUCCUUUCCAAGAAAGCCUACUGUGAAAUGUGGUGAAGACUGGGGAUAAUACUCAUUGAGAGUUGUGAACCACUAUUCGGAAUGUAUAGCUAACAAAUUGAAAGGAUGUUCUGUGAGUAAAAGUUGUUUUUGAGAUGUAAUGAAUAUUUAUAAAACUUAAACUACCAAAGAAUAAUGAGGACACAAUGUAAUGUUUCUAGGAGAGUUAUGUCACAUGUCUUUGGUGUCCUUUAGAAUUGUUAAUGAAAAUAAAAGAAAGUCAUGAAGGGUGAUGUGCCCAAUAAUUCAGAUGGCAAGGACCUUUUAGCAAAUGAAGGGUCUUUUGAUAAAAUACCUGAUGUUUUUAAUGAAGAUGUUUAUAGUUCAAUUGAGAAUUUGUGUAUAGGAUGCCUUGGAAACCACUUAGAGCCAUCUGACUCUCUGAGUAGUUGCAUUUACUUGGUGUGCAAUAAUGCUUCUGAUGAAAGGAAUACCUUGUAUUCUAAAAAUUUGACAAAGACAGAUGGAAUACAACAGUUACAAGGCAGCAUUAUUAGUAUUGAUAAGAAUAAGUCCGCAGAACCAAGUAAGGGAAAAAUUAAAAACAAAGUGAAGUGGCUACCAUAUGGCAAGGUUACAGCAAGAAAAUCUACUAAGAUACACAAGGAAAAAGUUGAAAGCAAAGGUAAAGGGUUACGAAGUCUUGAGGCUGUUAAAAAAUCUAGCAAGACUGCAGGAAAAUAUGCAGGAUGGUCAAAAGCUGUAAAUGGUAAAAGUCACGAAGUAAAGACUCCCCCAUGCACGAAGGUUGUAAGAAAAUCUAGAAGAUUUUCAGGGAGCAGUUCACCAGUAUGGAGUAGUAAUGAGCUAAAUGCUAGCACUCCAGUCAAAAGAAGGCAUGAAGGUAGUCUGGCAGAAAAUGGGGGAUGUAUUUCUGUCCCACAUAGUUCACCAGGGAGAGUGUCUCCAAACUUGGAAAUAUUUGAAAAGCAAGGUAGUAAGGUUUCUAGAAAAACCUUAAUACCAUGUGUUGACUUAAACUCUAGUGGCUGGAUCACUUCAGUCAACUACUCAAAUGCAUAUAAGGAUGGAAGGAAUGAUCAGAAGAUUAGCAUCAUUUCAUCAGAGGAAACUAUAGAAAAUGCUGCAUCGGUGAAAGAAGUUGAGCCAGCUACAUCGAUAAAAUAUUCAAAACCUUAUGAUAGUGGAAGAAAAAGACCUGUAGAUGGUACUACACAUAAUUUUAGUAGUUUGUCAAAGGAAUAUGAAACAAAGGAUUCGCUGUCAAAGGAAUAUGAAACAAAGGAUUCGCAUCAGUCUGAACCCCCUAGCGGUGUUAUUCAAUUUUCUGCAGCUGGCUUUAUGGAGAGGUCUAGGGCAUCAGAAAAUAUAUUUCAUGAUAUCACAUUAUCAGAAGAGACUGUAGACAAGAACUUAACAGAACCCUUUACCGUGAAUAGACAUUUAAAAGGAGCAUGUGUAUCAGGUCAAAGAAAUGUGGUAAAUUAUAAGGCUUUGGUAAACUCUGUUGAAGACCCUGUAGAAAAUCAUUGUAGUAAAGUUACUGCAUUGAAUAGAGUCAGUAUCUGCAGUAAAACUUUUUCCCGAGUUGAUACACCAGGUGUAUCAACUGCUGCCAGGGGAAUAGAGCGUACCCAAGAUAAAUACCCCAUGCUAGAUUCUUACAAGGGAAAUAACAUUGAUAAGGAAACUUCCUUUAUAAUAAGCCAUAAUUGCCCAUCAAACUUAGCUGCAGAAUUUCCUGAAAAUCCAGACAUUGAAAGUUUAUCAUCAAAGGGAAUUUGCAGUUGCUCCAUGACAUCAUCUUGUAAAUCACUUGAAAAUGUUUUAACCCCUGUUUCGUGGCUUCAUACCAUGUCUAAGAGAGCUACAGAGUUCUAUGCUUCUAAGUUAGAAAAUUUACCAGGACAUACAAUUGGGAAAAAUGAAAAGGAGAAAUCUGAACUAAUCAACGCAAAAAGUAAUGAUUUGGCCUUUGGUGAGAAAGGGAAGAUCUUUGAUUCAAUUUUAAUAGGCCAGCAACCAGUUACCUGCCCUGAGUCUACAUCUCCAGAAUUUGUGAAUGUGAUGGAUGAAUGUGGUAGUAUGCACUUAGAUAAUGACUUGAGUACUGUGACUGCAUUUCAGUUGAGUGAUUAUUGUUUAAAUGAUGGUGAUAACGAAUAUGGUAAAAUUAACAGUAGCUCUGCUAUGAAUGUAGUUUCAGGGAAGUAUAAGCAGAAUAAAUUCAAAACAAACAAUUUUCCUUUACUACAAGAUGCAGUUUCAAGUGCAAAUUUUCCAGUUAUAAGUGAAAAGGAAGACUCUGAAGUGAUCAGUGUUAAAGGUAAUAAUUUUGACAUAAAUGAAAAAGAGAUCUCUGGUUCACUUUUGAUCAGCCAACAACCACGUUCUUUUAAAGAGUCUAUGGACUUGAUGGAUGAAUGUAGGAGUAUCCAUACAGAUAUUGACUCCAGUACUUUGACUGUAUGUGAUGAAUUUAAUGUUCAUUAUGGAACUGAUGAUGAUUAUGGAUAUGGUAAUAACAGUAGUUCUGAUAUGAGUAUGGUGUCAGUGAACUAUAAACAGAAUGAAGGCAAAACUGACAAUUUUCCUUUACAAGAUACAGUUCCAAGUGCAAAUUUUCCAGUUAUAAGUGAUAAGGAAGAAUCUGAAGUGAUCAGUGUUAAAGGUAAUAAUUUUGUCAUAGGUGAGAAAGAGAUCUCUGGUUCACUUCUGAUCAGCCAACAACCACAUUCUUCUAAAGAGUCUGUGGACUUGAUGGAUGAAUGUGGGAGUGUCCAUACAGAUAGUGUUUGCAGUACUUUGACUGCAUGUAACGAAUUCAGUCAUUAUGGAACUGAUGACAAUAAUGAAUGUGGUAAAAUUAGCAGUAGCUCUGCUAUGAAUGUGGUGUCAGUGAACUGCAAACAGAACGAACCCAAAACGAACCAUGGUGUAACUUGGUCUUCUUAUGGUACUGACCAUGCUGGUGUUUCUAUGGGAAAAAAUAAUAGUGUAAAAUUGAGUAAGGGGGCUUGGGCUCCUUUGAGAAAUGAGAAUUCCUCAAGAGGUUGUAAGGGAGCAGUUUCAAGCAGAAUCCGAAGGGGUCCUUGUAUAUACCGGAUGUUUGAAUAUCCACCUGAUCAAAAGAUCUUGUUUAAUGCCAUUGGUUUAUGUUGCAAUGUUGAACAGUUGGUUAUUAACAGAUUUCAGCACAAUCAAGACUUCCUCAGGAUACUUGGAAGGGGCUCUCCUGAUCUUGGUGAGACUUUGGAUCAUCAAAAGCAUUACCCUUGGAGAAUACUCUCUUAUCAUGCAAUCAAAUCUAGAUCUCGUGGCAUAAUUGAAGACAGCAGUACUUUGAAAACAACACUGUCCCCAUAUAAAUUGAAAGAGGUGUCGGUUAGAUUAGUGGACAUUGCAAAGUCCAUUCCACAAUUAUUGAGUAAAAAAGCCUCUAUUCGUGUAAAAUUUAGGAAAAAACAAGAAGUUGAUAGAGAAUUUAUUCCUAAUCUAAAUUCUCCUGUUGUUUUUCAUGGUGACCACCUGUAUUGUAAACAGUCUGACAUUGAUAUGAAUACUAAAAAGUUACAAUUAUUGGAUACUUCAGGAAGAAAGAUAAUGGUAAGCAUAAUAAAGACUUCAAAAAUUAAUACUCAUGAGAAUAAAAAAGAAGGGACCCAUGUAACUGGUGUUGGAAGUACUCUGCCACAUUUAAAUAAGGACUGUUUUUCAAAAAUGAGUAAUAGUAUCAAUCCUGAGAGGGAGAAGAGUUCCUGUCAAAUCAUUGAUGAAAAUAAUCAGACAAACAGAAAGUGUAUGUCUUCAAAGGGUAGUCAGCCAACUACAUCUGUUAUACACAAAAUAUCUGUUACCACCAACAAGGAUUUGAAUAAAAGGUUUGAAAGUACCUUUCUUCAUAAUUAUAGUAGUUAUGGUAGAAAUUUACGGAAAAUGAAUGAAAUACCUUAUCGUUCUCAGAGACCAAAAUUACCCAGUGAUCAGACACAUAGAGUUGUCCAUCAUGUAGAUACUACGUUGGAUGGAAUUACACAGAAUAGAAAAGGUGUAAUGAUGAUAAAUAAAGAGAAUGAGAACACUUUGCCAAACACACACAGGUCAAAUAUGAAUAUAUCAAUGAAUACUGAUACUUGGAACAAAAAUUGCACGACAAUUAGAAGUGAUCUGAAGGAUAACAGUUUGUUAGAGAAAUAUCCUGAGGAAAAUAGCCCAGAUAAAGAUUCCCAAGAAGAGAAUAGUACAGGGAACAGGAAAUCUAGAGAAUUUCAAAGUGAGAAUAGUAUGGGGGGAAGACAAUCAUGGAAAGAGAACAUUGUCAAGGUAAGAGAUUCUCAAGAAGAGAAUUUCCUGAUACCGCGAGAUUCUCAGGAGAAUAUGGAUGAAAUUUAUUCCAACGAAAAAAAUUGGGUGCUGAAUGAAUCGUUUGAUGAAAAUUGUAUGGUUGAAAAAGACUUUCAGGAUGGGAAUGGGAUGAUAGAAAGAGAGGUACAUCAAGGUAAAAGUGCGGUAGGAAGUAAUUCCUGUGAAAACAAUGUGCAGAAAGAUAUAGUUGAAAAAGGUUCUCAGGAUGAUAAACUUCCGUUAAAGAGAGGUUCUCAGAAUAAUAGUUUUGCAGGAGACUGUCACUUGAAAAUGCCACCAGAAUUCUUGAUUAUGAGAGGGAAAAAAGCGAGUCCUCUAAAGCAUAGCAGUAAACUACAAGAAAAUGAUCCUGCUUCUAAAUGUUGUUUGGAAAACAAAAAUAAAAGUAAAGUAGGAGCUCGUGGUGAUAUUUUUUGUUUAAAUGCAAGUUCUCAUACAAAAUCGGUUCCUAUUAGUUCUCAUAUUGUUAACUUUUGUUCUAAACCUCAAGCAAUUGGUACUUGUUCUGAACUUGAGAUUUUUAGCAUUUGUUCUGAGCCUCAAGUUGUUGGUACUCAUUCUGAACCCCAAAUUAUUGGUACUCAUUCUGAACCCUCAAAUUGUUGGUACUCAUUCUGAACCUCAAAUUGUUGGUACUCAUUCUGAACCUCAAA
Molecule: messenger RNA, 5450 nt
Organism: Macrobrachium nipponense
Lineage: Eukaryota; Metazoa; Arthropoda; Malacostraca; Decapoda; Palaemonidae
Exons: 3
Coding region: 694-5415 (1573 amino acids)
Source: RefSeq, a predicted model, not a curated record